Westerdykella ornata is the source of this 724-nucleotide messenger RNA. RefSeq lists its product as uncharacterized. The transcript has 2 exons. The record is from RefSeq and is a predicted model, not a curated record. Lineage: Eukaryota; Fungi; Ascomycota; Dothideomycetes; Pleosporales; Sporormiaceae. Bases 175 to 633 code for a protein of 152 amino acids.
GGUCCAAACUAAGUCCCCGGAACAAGUUGGAUAAUGGAUUCGGCCGUAGAUUGGAGUCGCUUUGGAAGUGGACAUCCUCUGACUUAGGAGAACCGCAGACUUUUCCCCCCACUAGCCAGUCCUCGGUCCCCUAAGACUCCACCUGGUGCCACCGCCUCUGGACCGCCAAUCUCGAUGCAAGAAUUCCACCUCCUUUCUCCUCUGGCUCCGUCGUCGUCCUCCCUCCUUCCCCCACCGCAAUUAGCGCCUGCACGUUCUCAUCCUCGGUCGCGUGCCUCCCAAUCCGGGGUUACGGACCACAAUUCCAGCGGCAACGGGCCUCCACCGGCCAAUACCAUUGGCUACGUUCUCGCAGACAAGCGCAAGUUUCGGUGCGCGAAGAAAGAAUGUCAUAACAGCACAUUUGGGCGACUGGCGGACCUGCGCCGACAUUACGAGGCUGCACAUGUGAGUGCUGCAAAUAAGCCCGAGUAUUACUGCCCCGUGAGCGGAUGCGCGAGGAGUCGGUGGUUUGGUGGCGGUGGAGGCAGGAGCUUUGGAACGAGGAAGGAUAAGUGUGAUGAGCAUGUGAGAAAUGUGCAUAAGGGGUUGCUGGCUGAUGGCGGGAGGAGAAGGGAGGGAUAUAGUGAGUAGUUGGUGGCGGCUGCGGGAGAGAUUGUGAAAAGGUUCUUGAUGGGUCAGCUCCCCUCAAAACUGCGCUGGAAAUAGCCCAUACUGGCCUUAA